Molecule: messenger RNA, 586 nt
Organism: Achroia grisella
Lineage: Eukaryota; Metazoa; Arthropoda; Insecta; Lepidoptera; Pyralidae
Gene: CPR130
Product: larval cuticle protein A1A-like
Exons: 4
Coding region: 74-586 (170 amino acids)
Cellular component (GO): extracellular matrix
Source: RefSeq, a predicted model, not a curated record
UAUAAAACCACAACAUUUGUUUCACUGACAUCAGUGCCGCGGGGGUCCUUGCUGUAAAUCACGCUGACGCAAAAUGGCUUUCUUGUAUAAGAUACUAACUCCUUUGGUUCUGGCCACAGUGGUAUUAUCCGGCAGACCAGGCGGAUAUUCAUACAACCGCUUCAGUGGACCAGUUAGUGGCCAGAUAGUGGAAGUCCAAGUUCCUGCAGCAGAAGGCAUACCUGCUCAGCAACAUGCUGAUUAUGGGUACGACCAUAACACUGGCAGAAUACAUCCGGAUACAGCCAAAUACGCCCAUUUAAAAACUGUAGACUAUGUGGCUAAACCCGACUAUCAAUACGCUUAUGGCGUAGAAGAUCCCCUCACAGGCAAUUUGCAAAACCAUAAGGAGCAUCGUGAUGGUGAUGUGGUUCGUGGAGAAUAUUCUCUUGUUGAACCAGACGGUUCCAUCCGCUUGGUGCGAUAUACUGCAGAUCCUAAAAACGGAUUUCAGGCUGUAGUACACAAAAAAGCAGCUGGCCAGACUCAACAACCUGUACACUACGGUCAGGUGAAAGAAGAGGACGACGAUUCUAGAGAAUACUAG